Messenger RNA from Iphiclides podalirius (scarce swallowtail), 396 nucleotides. The record is from the annotation of a GenBank genome assembly. NCBI's taxonomy places the organism in Eukaryota, Metazoa, Arthropoda, Insecta, Lepidoptera, Papilionidae.
AUGACAUCGAUCGUUACCUAUUUGAAACAUAUAAACACAAUGGCUACUUCGUCCAAGCCACGCUCGGAAAUGACUCUUGAAGAGUUAUCUAAAAUAGAGGAGGAGGAAUUUAGCACUGGCCCGCUGUCUGUUCUUACCCAGUCGGUCAAGAAUAAUACACAAGUAUUAAUAAAUUGUCGAAACAACAAAAAACUUUUGGGACGCGUGAAGGCUUUCGACCGGCAUUGUAACAUGGUGUUAGAAAAUGUAAAAGAAAUGUGGACUGAGGUGCCUCGGACUGGUAAAGGAAAAAAGGGUAAAGCAGUAAACAAAGACAAAUUCAUUUCCAAAAUGUUCCUUCGUGGUGAUUCUGUAAUCUUAGUGUUAAGAAACCCUCUGGCUACAGCUGCUGGAAAA